AUGCAGUCCCUUCGCCCUCAUAUCGGCAGCUGCUCUCAGGCGACGAGGAGGUUGCUGUUGACGCCCACCACUGCGAGCCCUGCUUCCACCGUCGUCAACUCCAGCAGACAAUCUUGCCUCUCUUCCGAGCGCAAAGCUGCAUACAGUACCCAAACCUCCGUCGACAACGGCUCUCUGGUCCAGACCACGCCCCGUAGACCUCUCUCCAAAAGAACGCCAGUGUGUGGACCGUGCAACCCUCGAUCUUCCCGAGCACUUCCGUGGGCAACUAAAGGUCGAUCCUCGUACAGUACUGAAGCUGCUGGGUCUCAGCAACCCGUGGUUCACGAUGUCUUUGAGACCAAGACAGGUACGUGGCAGUAUGUGGUUGCCGAUCCGGCCACCAGGACAGCCGCCAUCAUUGACCCGGUCCUGGACUAUGAUCCGGCGACCCAGGCCGUAACCACCAAGAGCGCCGAUGCCUUGAUUGCCCUAGUUAAGGACAAGGGCUACACGGUCGACCUGAUUCUCGAGACACACGCGCAUGCGGACCACCUGACUGCGUCGUCGUAUCUCCAGAAUCGCCUCGCCCAAGAGCAAGGUCGAAUCCCCAUUAUCGGCAUCGGCAAGCGCAUCGGCAGGGUGCAGCAAUUAUUUGCCAACAGAUACGGAGUUCCCGCCGAUGAAUAUGAGGGCGUCUUCGACAAGCUCUUUGAAGACGACGAGACUUUUAAUAUUGGGGAGCUGGAAGCCACCGCCAUGCAUCUUCCUGACAACGUCUUCUGCGGCGACUCCAUUUUCCACGCCGACAUCGGCACCGCGCGCUGCGAUUUCCCGGGGGGCAGCGCCAGCGACCUCUUCAAGUCCGGACGCCGGCUGCUUUCUCUGCCCGACCACGUCAAGAUCUGGACGGGCCACGACUACCCUCCCGCCGGCCGCGACGCGCCCGUGCCCUGGAUGACGGUCGCGCAACACCGGCAACGCAACAAGCACCUGAAGGACGGCACCACCGAGGAGGAAUUUGUGGCCAUGCGCAACGAGCGGGACGCCGGGCUCGCGGCGCCCAGGCUGAUCCAUCAGUCCUUGCAGGUGAAUAUCCGAGCGGGCAGGCUGCCCAAGCCGACGGACGCCGGGUUGAGAAUGCUGCAUCUUCCGCUCAAGCCGAAGACGUUGGAGUGGUGA
Molecule: messenger RNA, 1161 nt
Organism: Fonsecaea erecta
Lineage: Eukaryota; Fungi; Ascomycota; Eurotiomycetes; Chaetothyriales; Herpotrichiellaceae
Exons: 2
Coding region: 1-1161 (386 amino acids)
Biological process (GO): glutathione metabolic process; hydrogen sulfide metabolic process
Molecular function (GO): sulfur dioxygenase activity
Source: RefSeq, a predicted model, not a curated record